Molecule: messenger RNA, 786 nt
Organism: Durusdinium trenchii
Lineage: Eukaryota; Dinophyceae; Suessiales; Symbiodiniaceae
Source: the annotation of a GenBank genome assembly
AUGGACCUGGGUGACAACUACCCUCGAGGAGUUAAUCUUUGGGAUGCUUGGUACUACCAGUGGAGCAAUGACAACUAUCUCUACACGGAAUUGGCACAUCCCGGUCUUCAUGAAGUGGAUGAUACCGUGCUGGUCUUCUUCGCUGGAGAGAAGCCGCCCUUGGACAAUUCUCUGGUGGGCAAGGCAAUGAACGUCGCACGCAAUGUUGCUUGGGUGAAGAUCUCUCGGGAUUUGCAGAAUAGCUCAGUCUUAUCCCCGGGCGAGGAGGAGAUUGGGGGCUUCUACACCUUUGGUGGUUCGUUUUCUGAGCAGACGAACCGCGGAAUCAGCUUCCUGACAUCCUACACGGACCUGUCCCAAAGUGUAAGCCGGUUGAAGACGGCAGCAAUCAACGGGCAAAUUGUGCUGCUUUGGGAAAUAUGGUCUUCCUCUUCAUACAACAGGACAGAGUUUAUGGUCAUUGACACAAAAGGUCAGAUCCAAGGAUCUUGGCCCUUAACGUCACUUAGCUUUCCGUUUGAGCUUCCCUUUGCGGACGAUGUGGUGGUCAAGAACGGCAGAGUGGUGACUUACGUUGCCAGGUUGCAUUUUGUGCCGGACACUGAGAGAAGACUACUAGUAGCGUCCUUGUUACUAGUAGUAAGGCACUUGUUACUAGAAGCGAUGCACUUGUUACUUACUAGUAUCUUGGUGCAUGCAGAUGACCGUACCCUUUGUCCAGGGUGUACCGCUAGGAAGGGCACGUUACACGUCGCGACCGUCGCGAUCGUCGCGAAUCGAUUCUGA